Cetraspora pellucida is the source of this 3732-nucleotide messenger RNA. Lineage: Eukaryota; Fungi; Glomeromycota; Glomeromycetes; Diversisporales; Gigasporaceae. The record is from the annotation of a GenBank genome assembly.
AUGUCGAAAACCGAAUACUACUCUGAGGAAGAAGAGUUCCAGUGCCCUCUCUGUAUGGAAGAGAUGGAUUUAUCUGAUAGAAAUUUCAGACCAUGCCCCUGUGGUUAUCAGAAUUUGAACGGACUCUGUCCUGCUUGUCGUAGGGUAUAUUCUGAACAAACUAUUGAAUUUAAGCCCAUAUCAGCUGAAGAGUUAGCGCGGAUCAAGAAUGAAAAGAAGCAAAGAGAACGUGAAAAAAAGGAGCUUGAAGCGAUGAAUAGAAAACAUCUGUCUAAUAUGAGAGUGGUUCAAAAAAACCUGGUUUACGUGAUUGGACUAAGCCCGAAGAUUGCGAAUGAGGAGAUACUACGAUCUCAUGACUAUUUUGGCCAAUACGGUAAGAUCGCCAAAAUUGUCGUAAAUCGUCGGAAUCCUCCAGCAUCGACUGUCCCCAGCACUCCUCCACCCCAGCCCAGCGUUGGGGUUUAUAUCACAUACGUACGAAAAGAAGACGCAGCAAGAGCAAUAGCCGCCGGGAUACUCGUUUAUUUGACUUUAUUUUCUUCGUUUGCAAUGUCUAAUUUGCUUAUUUUACGUCUCGAACGUAGGGCAUCAUACGGAGAAGAAGCAGAUAGUUACACUAAAGAGGACUUGGCUUCUGUUAAGUAUCAUCUCAAGGAACAUGCAAACACCGAAGCACAUAAGAUACAAUUAGGUCGACCACCUUCAUCAGGGCCAACCACAGUGUUUCCUCCGCCACAUUCUACUCAGCCGCAUACAGUUAAAAAAGCAGAGCCUCCUCCUCAUCGGAUAGUUGGACCGGAAAGUGACAGAGGAAGUAACGACGAGAGGGAAGAGGCAUCAGCAUUACCUCCAACUGCUUCUUGGGCCACUAAACCAUCAAGCACAGAAACUACACCAAUACUAUAUAAUCAGCAACUACCUACAUCACAGCUAUCACAUUCAGCACAAACACCUUUGUUGCAGUCAUCACAAAAUUCUUUCACACAUGCAUCAAGCUCACAACAGUCUUCUCCCACACCAUCAUCGUCUCAAGAACAAAAGGCAAAACGUUUGUCAGAUGCGCAAUCUAUAAAUGCAAAAGUGGUCAAAAAAUCGGAAUAUGUUCCUAUUUCACUUUCAACGGGAUCUAAUUCAAUUCAAGUAGAAAGAUUGGAAAAAAAAUCCGAUUCAUCGGCUAAAUCGCAUACUGAUAAUCCACUUUUGUCAAAACAAACCGAUAUAGUUGCGGAUUUUGAUCAAACAUUGUCUGCACUCAGUGAUGGCUCUUUUUCCUUCUCAUUUAAUGGCCCAUUACCGGAUUCUGUAUCAAUUACUGAGGAAAAGCUUAACGAGAAAACUACAAUUGUGCAAGAUAGUAACAUAGUUGCAAGCUCACGUAUAGUGUCACCACCACCAGGCGUUGGAUUUAUUAGAACAGACAUUUCAAACCUUUCAAACAGUGCUGAAUUUAAUCAACCAUCACCUACCCCUUAUACUGGCUCGUUCAAUCCGUUUGCACCUGAUGACGACAAAUUCGAUCCCUUCUCUAGUGAAAGUCCAUCUUUAGGUGUUCUUGGGAUAUCAUCUCUUAGUAAUAACGUUUCGGAUAUCUAUGUAAAUGAUGCGAGGACAAAUUCACAGGCAUAUUCUAAUUCGGCAAAAUCAAGAAAUUCAUCACGAUUCGGUUUUGCUCAAGAUGGUGAAUUUACACAUUUAAAUUCUGCAGACCCGUUGGCUAUGAAAGAUUUACAAGAGGGCUUCCGAGCACUAUUUCCAAAUGUUAAUAUAAGUUUCGGACCAAGUGAUGUGCAUCAAGAAUCCAUGUGGAAUACAUCAAAUGAUUCUACUUUCGCACCGUUGCGUCGAAAUUUAAUGAAUGCGCCUCCUGGUGUUCAAAUUUCUAGUAUGAACCAAGCUCAAAAUCUUCUUAACAACACGUCUCCUGGCCUGGAUCAUCAUUUCCAUCAAAAUAUGUUAAUGCAACAUCAUCAGCAGUUGAGUGGAAAUUCUGUUGUACCUCCAACUAUUAAGUCACCCCCACCUGGAAUUUAUGCUCAAUCUCCUCGGAUGGAUUUUGGCAUAACUGGUGGUUGGAAUCCACCAACUACUUGGAAUAUCGAGGAUGACUACUUAUCUCGUCAACCCCCACAUCAACCUCCACAUCAGCCGUCUCAGAAUCAGUUUUUAUCUAACCAUUCCAGAAAUGAAACUCAAGACAUUUUCGGUGCUUUUCUUAAGGCUGCUGCAGUUAAUUCAAAUUCUCACGAUGAGGUGUCUAGAGAAGCGGAAGCGUUACCUAAUAUUCUUCAAGAUCCUGCUAUUAUGUCAGUUCGGAUUUCUCAAGCAGACAAUGCAUAUCGGGCACCAGGUGCGCCAGUAAUGUCACAGCAGCAAUAUCAACCAAUACAAAAUGUUGGGGGCCAUCGGUUAAGUGUAUUUGAACGGGUAACAAGAACAGGUGACGAACAGAUUGGUGGUGGGUUCGGUGUAGGAAUCGGAUUGGGUAAUAUGGAUGCAGGCAUAAAUGACGAUUCAAAAGAAAUACAAACAUCCACUCCUUCGGAACGAGCUACUGAAAUUGAAAAGGAAACAGAUCAAUCUAUCAAUGCAACCCUUAUCAAAAGUCCGGUGUUUCUUGACAAGGAUGCCAUGCACAAAAAAACAAAUAACGAAAUUGGUUCAGUUAAUGCAAAUCGUUCUUUAAAACCUGCGCCCGUCAAAAUUUUAAGUACAAAGACGAAUGACGGAAAUGAUUUACAAGUUAAGUCCGUUGCCAGCCCGUCGAUCCAAACCUACAAGAGAUCUCCUAAUGAAAACGUCGCUAAAAAAUCAGAUCCUAAUACAACACCAGAUUCACCAACUACCACACCUGUUCAAAAGUGGAACAGAAGACAUUCGAGAAGUUCGAAGAAACAGUAUAAUUCUGAUGGACAAUUACUUUCCGUAAACAGUUCAUCAAAGCAUAAAGAUACAUUAAUUAAUAAAGGUGAUAGCAUUUCGAUCAAUGGUUCGGGUGAAACAAAUAUAAAAUCUGCCAUUGAGUCAUCUGUUGCACCCACUCCAAUUCUUUCAAAGAAAUCAAAAAAAAAAGAUAAGAAUUCGGGCGUCCAAGCCCAGUUUACGGAAAAUGACCUUUCACAAAAAGACACUGAUUCAAUUGAGGAUCCACAUAGUUUGAACAUUGAAGAAUUUCAAAAGAUUUCAAAUGAAAGUAAUGAAAAGGACAAUCUCACCAUUAAUAAUUUACAAAGUCAUAAUAAAAUGCCAACAGACUUUAAAUUCGAUUUUUCAACGUCCGCCUUUGCAUUAUCUCUCAAUGUCUCAAAAGGCACCAAUAAUGAUUCGAUUUCAACACAAAAUGUGUUAGAAAAUCCAUCUGAUCCAAAAUCACUCUCUGAUUCAACAUUUGACUUUUCAUCCUCUAAUAUAUUUUCUAAGGAUUUCAACUUCAACACAUCAUCCAUUUUCAAUUUACCAACAUCAUUCUCAUCUGCUUCCCCCUUAUUUGGUUCUUCAGACAACAAUUCCCCAGGUUCUCCAAUAAUGAUGAACGGUGAUCCUAGUCCAUGGAAUAAUUUCGCACAGUCUUCAAAUUCCAAUACUUCCAACGGGGUUAAAACCACCACAGUCUCUGUUGAAGACCUUGAACGGCAAGUUGCAAAUGCUAGACGUGAAGCUGAAAUGCUCGAGCACCGUUUAAGGGCAGUGAUUAAAAAAAAUACACAUCACUUGCAAGAUGCAUGGAAGUAA